Molecule: messenger RNA, 1608 nt
Organism: Talaromyces proteolyticus
Lineage: Eukaryota; Fungi; Ascomycota; Eurotiomycetes; Eurotiales; Trichocomaceae
Product: major facilitator superfamily transporter
Exons: 4
Coding region: 22-1401 (459 amino acids)
Biological process (GO): transmembrane transport; carboxylic acid transport
Cellular component (GO): plasma membrane
Molecular function (GO): carboxylic acid transmembrane transporter activity
Source: RefSeq, a predicted model, not a curated record
UCUAAGCUGUCCGUCUUCCUCAUGAUUGUGUUUUCCGGUCUAGCGAUUGGCUCUGAUGGUUUCAACGCUUCCAUAAUCGGUAACCUGGAACUUAUCAUGGAGGUAAUCUAUCCAGAAUCUCUCACGACCGCUGUGUCGUCUCGUCUGUCAAAUGCUUUCAUGGUGGGCAUGAUUAUCGGCAUGCUAUCCUUUGGUUAUGUGGCCGACAGGCUUGGCCGCAAGACAGGUGCUAUCCUCACCACCACCAUUCUAGUUGUGGGAAUCGCGCUCAGUGCCGGCGCAAGUGGGGUAACGCAGAAUGGGAUGUUCUGGAUGUUGAUUGUCGCGAGAGGAAUGGCAGGCGUAGGUGCUGGUGGGGAGUACCCUGUUGCAGGCGCAGGUGCUGUAGAAGCAACGGAUGAAGAGACUACUGUACGUAGUAAUAGAGGUUUUAUAUUCGCAAUGAUUGCUGACCUCUCCGCCUCCCUCGGAUUCGUCUUCGGAGCACUUGUUCCGUUGUUGCUUCUUCUCUGUAUCCAUCAGCAGGAAAGACGUUACAACGUUGUUUGGCGGGUUGCUCUCGCUCUAGGGGCUAUUCCACCCCUAUCAAUUUUCUGGUUUCGAUACCGCAUGGCUAUUAGCUCCGCUUACCGUAAGAGUUCGAUGAAGAAGCACCGAGUGCCAUACUGGUUAGCAUUGAAAAAAUAUUGGCGACCAUUGAUCGGGGUUUGUAGUUCAUGGUUCAUUUACAACUACAUUGCUUAUCCCUUUGGCCUCUUCUCUUCCACCAUUGUCAACCGAGUGAAUCCAACCUCAUCUCUCGUUGUAACGAUGGGCUGGGGAACUCUGAUCAACUGCUUCUACAUUCCUGGCGCAUUCAUCGGUGGCUUCCUUUCGGACAGGAUCGGGAGACGCCGCACAAUGGCCCUAGGGUUCUUUCUCCAGGCUGUCUUGGGUUUUAUUCUCGGAGGUGCCUUAGGACCCAUAGAGAACCACCUCCCUCUCUUCAUUGUACUGUACGGUAUCUUCUUGACUCUUGGCGAGGUUGGCCCCGGCUCGACGAUUGUACUUACUGCCAGCGAAAAUUUCCCGACGGCGAUCCGCGGUCAUUGUGUCGGGUUUGCAGCUGCCUGGAGCAAAGCCGGUGCAGCUAUUGGUACGCAGGUGUUCAAACCAAUCCUUGCCAGUUGGGGAGCUGAUGAGUUCCGUGGUACCCAGGCGGUGUUUCUGAUUGGAUCUGGGUUUGCGCUACUGGGAGCGUUGUUGGCCUGGUUCGUGCUUGUUGAUUCCGAUCAGGAACUGGAUCGGGGAGAUCAAGAAUGGAAGGACUAUUUGGCAGCAAAUGGUUAUAGUCAUGUCCAAUGGGGUACAGGUAUUACGGAUGGGACAGACUCUGUACCAGACUCAAAGGCUGCGGUGUAGCGAAUAGUUGGUAGCAUUCCUAUCACAAGUUUACCUGGUACCUGUGCUGGUUUGCUCGUAGAUUACCUUGGAGCCUUACACAUGGUUCCAGGCCUACUAAGGGCUCACCGAGCCCCCUUAAUCCUCCAUCCCACUCAGGCCUUGCUCAGUGAUCGCUCGGUGAGCACUCUGUGAGUUAGGCCGAGCAUAAAGCGGCAACAUGCUGUG